This is a messenger RNA of Mya arenaria, 1552 nucleotides long. RefSeq lists its product as uncharacterized. Bases 123 to 650 code for a protein of 175 amino acids. The record is from RefSeq and is a predicted model, not a curated record. Lineage: Eukaryota; Metazoa; Mollusca; Bivalvia; Myida; Myidae. The transcript is spliced from 15 exons.
UAAAAAAAUCUUGGCAUAAAUUUGAUUCAGUUAAUGAACGACGAAAAAUAAACUAGCUUCUUUCUAAGUUGGCUUUGGUCGAGUACGAGUUGCUACAAGACAGGUCAUCACUUGUGACUAAAAUGACCAGCGGUAAACAACGUAGUUUGAGUGAUAAAGACUUGUCAGAGCUGAGUGAUGGAGAUAAGCCAAAGAUGUCCGACAAGCGAGAGAUAUUGCUGGAUGAGCCAAAAUGGCGGUGGUUGAGUGAAGAAGAAAAACAAAAUAAGAAACACUUGCAAUGGAUGCAGAAAAUUAUUGUAAGUCCGGAAGAGACAAUUCACAAUCUGGAGUUGAAGAAUUGGAGGCUGGAAGCACAUAUUAGGCAGCUGACCUGUGAGAAUUCGAGAUUGGAGGAUGACAACUCAAAGAUGAAAGAACUUCAUCAAAGUAAAGAGGGUGUAGUUUUACGGCAGGAAGAAACGAUUAAAAAGCUGACAGAUGAGAAUUUGAGAACAAAGCAACUAGGGAAAUACUGUUUCUUGUAUUUCUGGCUGCAUUCGGACUGCCAUGUCUCUCUUGAAACACCUGCAAGAACAUACAUAAGUAUCCACCCACCAGACACAACGGGAUUUCAUUCACAUCAACCGAACGUGGUACAAUCCCUGUAAGAGGAUAUUAAGCGCCUAGGGAAUCCAACUGAGAUUAUGCCUUUAGUCGGUCUAAAUGUUGACGAAAUAGAUGAAUGGUACAAAACAAUUGGUGUUCACUUUGAACAGUGGACUGAUGAUUACGGAAUGCUAGAAACUGCUCUCGUAAAAGGAUCAGACGACUUCAAGAAUUACUUAGCAAAACACAAACCCAGCAUUCCAAACAAAAUUUUUCCACUCUACAUCUAUUCAGCUGCCUGGGAACACACAUUGACAAACUGCGACAGCUCAAGAUGGCAUAACGACUGAAUAUACUAACGUUCCUGAACAUAAAUUAUCUAUUUUGCAUAGCUUAUGUUUAUUAAGACCAAAGACCUCUAAUACUGUAACAAUAUAUAUAUGAACACUAAUUAUUUCAAAGAUUUGCUUUUUAAUAUUUUGUAUAAUUUUAUUGAUGUGGUGUGGCUUGUUUCUGGUGUUUGAAUUGGGGAACAUGGUGUUAAUAAAAUGCCAAUACAAUAUUAAUAGUGAACAUUUUAGUACUACUUGUGUGCAAUAUGUAAGUCACAUGACAGUUAAUCAUUCCGAAUCUACUAUUUUUGAUUACCGCAAAACAAUAAAUUUAAAAAUUGUAUAAACUGUCUUGUGCAUCAUAGCUGAUAUCCUACUAUGCAAUGUACUCCAUUUCGUACCUUUUAAGUUAACGUUAAAGCACAAGUAGAUUGAAUAAUAAUUGGCUUUGUCAUGACCUCUAUAUUGCAUACUACUCAGCAUAGGUAAAAUAAACAUGCUAUACUUCAACACCUUUUAUUUGAGUGUGCAAGUGUUGUUUCCCCCUAAAUAAAUAAUCGCUUUGAUAGUAUAGUAAGCAUGGGCACACUUUAUGGUAUUUUUAGUGAGUUGAACAUUUAAUAAAUGGUACA